Messenger RNA from Labrus bergylta (ballan wrasse), 934 nucleotides. The record is from RefSeq and is a predicted model, not a curated record. Lineage: Eukaryota; Metazoa; Chordata; Actinopteri; Labriformes; Labridae.
GUCGUCACUUCCUCAUAUUAUUUCCAACAUGGAGUCCAGCGGUUUGAAGUUGAAUUUCUGGGAGAACGGACCAAAGCCCGGACAGUUUUACUCGUUUCCCGGUGGCAGCAGCGGGCCGGGCACAGCAUGCGGACCCGUCCGACACACACUUAACCCGAUGGUAACUGGGACGUCGGUGCUCGGGGUGAAGUUUACUGGUGGCGUGAUCAUUGCGGCCGACAUGUUGGGCUCGUACGGCUCACUGGCUCGCUUCAGGAACGUCUCCCGCCUCAUGAAGGUAAACAGCAACACCAUCCUGGGAGCUUCAGGAGACUAUGCUGACUACCAGUACCUGAAGCAGGUCAUCGAACAGAUGGUUAUCGACGAGGAGCUGCUGGGUGACGGGCACAGCUACAGUCCGAAGGCGGUCCACUCCUGGCUGACUAGAGUGAUGUACAACCGGCGCAGCAAGAUGAAUCCUCUGUGGAACACGGUGGUGAUCGGAGGUUUCUACAAUGGAGAAAGUUUCCUAGGUUACGUGGACAAGCUGGGCGUGGCCUAUGAGGCGCCCACAGUAGCCACAGGCUUCGGAGCGUACCUGGCUCAGCCUCUGAUGAGAGAGGUGGUGGAGAACAAAGUGGAGAUCACCAAACAGGAGGCGCGGGAGCUGGUGGAGCGCUGCCUCAAAGUUCUUUACUACAGAGACGCUCGCUCCUACAACAGGCACGAGAUCGCCAUCGUAACCGAAGAAGGGGUUGAGAUCAUAGGACCUCUGUCUUCUGAAACCAACUGGGACAUCGCUCACAUGGUCAGUGGGUUUGAAUGAAGACCAGUGACGCCUCCGUGUCUCUGACGAGUCCAAAACAACAUGAAGCUUAUAUUUCACAGUUUAGUUCUUCUGCUGUUUGUUGUAACUUUUUGUAUAAUGGAAAAUAAAAACUGCUUGUUUCUGCCA